UGCUGGAGGAGGAGGAAGUCCUUCUAGCUGAAGACACCCUCAGCAUCCACACUGAUCUAGCAGAUAACGAACCAGUGACGAACGAGGUCCGCAAGCACUUUCUUAGGCAACUUAGUGUAAUAUCUUCUGAGGGAGGAGAAUGUCCCAACAAAAUGUCAACGAAACGAAGAGUCUGUGAAAAGAAGCCAGCAGAGCCCCCUCUGCCAAGAAAAAAUCCUAACGAGAAACUUAUUCAGGCUGAAACCACUGAAACGGGAACGGUAAAGCUAACGGUGUUCUGGCAAUACGUGAAGGCUGUCAGCCCUGUCAUUUCUUCAGUGAUAUGUUUCCUAUAUUGCUGUCAAAAUGCUGCUGCCAUUGGGGCCAAUGUGUGGCUCAGUGACUGGACCAACGAGCCGGUGAUAAACGGGACUCAGCACAACACAAGCAUGCGAAUUGGAGUCUAUGCUGCCUUGGGCCUCUUGCAAGGCCUCAUAGUACUCAUCUGCUCCUUUACUCUGGCCAUGGGAGGCAUUAAUGCAGCCCGGACGCUCCAUGCGGCGCUGCUGGAGAACAAACUUCACACCCCGCAGUCCUUCUAUGACACCACCCCAACCGGCCGAAUCAUCAACCGCUUUUCAAAGGACAUCUAUGUGAUCGACGAAGUAAUCCCACCAACCAUCUUGAUGUUCCUCGGAACAUUCUUCACCUCUUUAUCAACAAUGAUUGUAAUUAUAGCGAGUACUCCGCUCUUCGCUGUGGUUAUAGUUCCGCUUGCAAUUCUGUACUUCUUUGUUCAGCGAUUCUACGUAGCUACCUCCCGCCAGCUGAAGCGUCUUGAGUCUGUGAGCAGAUCUCCCAUCUACUCGCACUUCUCAGAAACAGUAUCAGGGGCCAGUGUCAUCAGAGCCUAUAGAAGAGUGAAGUCCUUCAUAGACAUCAGUGAUCUGAAGAUGGAUGAAAAUCAGAAGAGUUACUAUCCUGGCAUAGUAUCGAACAGGUGGUUGGGCGUUCGAGUUGAAUUUGUGGGGAACUGUAUUGUCCUUUUUGCUGCCCUUUUUGCUGUGAUUGGUAAAAACAGCCUGAAUGCUGGCUUGGUAGGACUUUCAGUAUCUUAUGCAUUACAGGUGACCUUGUCUCUGAAUUGGAUGGUCCGAAUGACUUCUGAACUUGAAACUAACAUUGUGGCUGUUGAAAGAAUAAAAGAGUAUUCAGAAACUGAAACAGAGGCUCCCUGGAUCAUUGAGGGCAAGAGUCCCCCAGAAAACUGGCCAUCCAAGGGAGAGCUGGAGUUUGUGAAUUAUUCAGUGAGGUACAGGAAGGGCCUGGAUCUAGUGCUGAAGGGUCUAAACCUCAAAGUGCAUGGUGGAGAAAAGAUUGGAAUUGUUGGCAGAACUGGAGCAGGAAAGUCCUCCAUGACGCUCUGUCUCUUUAGGAUCUUGGAAGCCGUAAAAGGGGAAAUUAAAAUUGAUGGUGUGAAAAUUUCAGAGAUUGGUCUCCAUGACCUUCGAUCAAGGUUAACAAUUAUUCCUCAGGAUCCUGUUCUCUUUUCUGGAACAUUGAGAAUGAACCUGGAUCCAUUUAAUAAGUAUACAGAUGAAGAAAUAUGGAAAGCCCUUGAACUGUCUCAUUUGAAGAGGUUUGUCAGCAGUCAGCCGUCCAUGUUGGACUAUGAAUGCUCAGAAGGUGGAGAAAAUCUUAGUGUUGGCCAAAGGCAACUCGUCUGUCUGGCAAGAGCGCUGCUUCGCAAGACAAGAAUCUUGAUCCUAGACGAAGCGACAGCAGCUAUCGAUCUUGAGACGGAUGAUCUUAUCCAGAUGACAAUUAGGACCCAGUUUGAAGACUGCACAGUGCUGACAAUAGCGCACAGGCUGAACACAAUUAUGGAUUACACAAGGGUUCUUGUUCUAGACAACGGAACCAUAGCUGAAUUCGAUACACCUGCAAGCCUUAUAGCAUCAAAGGGUAUUUUCUACAGUAUGGCCAAAGACGCUGGACUAGCAUGAAAAGACAACCCCUUGGGUUUUUGGUUUGGGGUUUUUUUUUUAAUAUCACUGACUUGCCACAAAAGUGACUUGUGAAUGUACUGUGAUUUACAAAACAGUUUUUGUAGUAGACUAAGCUUGUGAUACGUGAACAAAGUACUUUACAAUUAUAAGGACCAGAAAGUGAAUUUUUUAUUUUUAAAUAUUUUCUAUAUACAUAAAGUAUUUUACUAUAUGCUUUUUUCCCCAAAGAAUGCCAAACAUUCUGCCAAGAAAAUGUAUGUAUCACAGGGCAAUAUGUACUGUAUUCAGGUUUAUAAUUAGUAAAUUAUAUUAAU
Messenger RNA from Pelecanus crispus (Dalmatian pelican), 2302 nucleotides. NCBI's taxonomy places the organism in Eukaryota, Metazoa, Chordata, Aves, Pelecaniformes, Pelecanidae. The record is from RefSeq and is a predicted model, not a curated record.